Molecule: messenger RNA, 4235 nt
Organism: Amoebophrya sp. A120
Lineage: Eukaryota; Dinophyceae; Syndiniales; Amoebophryaceae
Source: the annotation of a GenBank genome assembly
GUUUGUUCAGCUAUGGUCGCCGCGGGCCAUGUCAGAUAGUUAGCUUAUGCUUAUCUCUGCUACUUUAGAGUGGGAGUGUUGGCGAGAGCAGUCCGUGCGGCUUUCAAUGUAUGUCGGUGCCCAGUAUCCGUGACUUCUUCUCUUUGGCGCCGAAGAGCCAGGCCGCACUUGCUGAAAGCGGAACUGCGUUCUCCCUGAACCACUACCCAGCUGCGCCAACUAAAAGUAAAGGCGGGCCCGCGAGCACUACCAGCACGACUUUCUCAAGUCUGUACAAAGAAGAAAAAACUGAUCGUGCCGCCACGCCCACGCGCAGGACUUCUAGCGCCUCGAGUCGGGCGCCAUCAUCCUGUGCGGCAGCAAGCUCUUAUCGAUCCCAGGCAGGGCGGGGCAGUUCCCCAAACAAGGAGUUUGCGCGCACUUUCUCACCCGUGAUCAAGAGAAGUAAGAGCGGAGCCUCUGCAACAUCAACACCGUUGGUUUCUGCAACCACAACCGGCGGCGCAGCAGCUAUGUCCAUGUCGUCCAAAAAUUCCUGUGUCAUGCUGCACAGCAGUAGAUCCACGUCGUCGCUGUCGCCGGAGAAGAGACUGCGGAUCGAACAGGAUGAAGAACAGCAACUGCAGAAAGCCAGGCAUCGCGGAGAAGUAUUUAUCUAUGCUAGCGAUCACGAUCAUGUUCAUGAAAGUAGAUCGGUUCGUGGCUGCUACAGUCCGUUGUUGUCAUGCAGAAGUGCUAUCACUUUCACUGACUUUGACUUUGUGUAUUGUCUUUCGCUCGAUCAAACAAAAACAUCAAAUGCCCAUAGACAUACAAAUGCACUGAACAACAUCAAAAAACAGCUCAAGUCCCUUUCCGACCAGUAUGACAUGAAGCUACAGGACGCCAGUCACGACCUGAAAAUGUUGGAGGAAGAGAAUAAAAAACUCCACGUCGAGCUAAAACUCCAACAAGACGACCAUGUGUCCGAACUACAGGAGUUAAAAGAUCGGGAAAAGGACCGCGGCGAAACGAUGGCGCACUUGGAAAAGAAACUGCAUUUGUUGAAAACGGAGUACGACCAGGAAAAGCGCAGCAUUGUGAUGGAGAAGAAUGAGCUACAGGUGCGACGUACACUUGACGAAGAUGUCUUCUGUUGACUUCAGAAGGAUGAAUGAGCGCUCUGUUUGCAAAUUGCCAUCGCGCGGUUUGUGUUUCAUUUGUAUUUUGGAUCGAAAUCUCCAAAACUUGUACCUGACGAAACGGAAACGAAAAAUGAACAUAAGGUCGAGCUUGACAGUCUUCGGGAUAUGCACAAGUCCUACGUCGAUCUUUACACCAGCAUUCUGCAGAAGAAGGACGAGAGCUACUCCCGACAGAUCUCCGAACUGGCACAGGAUCUCGCGAAAGACAAGGAAGAAGCCCUGCGGGUACUGGAAUCCCAGAAGAAACAGCUAGAAGCGACCGUGGAGAGCGAAAAGACAAAGCUUGGACGUAUUACAUAAAAAGCUUCUAGUGUUUGAUUUAAGUUUGACUCACUUGUGAAACAUCAUUUUUUAUGUCGUGAUGAUCAUGAUCUGGAGGAUGAUGUUGCCGGUCUGUUUGGGCAACAGUCAAGAUGAAAAUCGUGCUACGUGAGCAAUGGUGCUUUACUGUUUAUCUUGAGAUGUCCCGCCCCCCACUUACACACUCUCUCACAGAGGAACGGCAGCUGCUACUCAUUGAGCUGAACACGGCCCGGCACCAGUGUGAGGAGCUCCGGACGCAGUUGCACGCAAAGGACCGCGAACAGGAGGAAUUUCUGAAGGACUUCUCGCUGCGAAACUUCGCCUCCCCGUUUUUCGCUUCGUCUGCCGGAACGGGAACAGCAGCGGGAGUUUCUGGUGACGCGCAUCAUAAAUCUGGAACUACGACGAUGAACACCAGCAGCUCGAUGCUGCCGUCAAAUAGUUCCUCCCACCAGAAUUUCAACCUCCACCAGUCCCUAACAACCAAAACGGCCCUGAAAAAGCUGCUGCAGGACCAACAAAACGAGCUGGACCGGAUGGAGGACCGCCGGCAGAAAGAGUUGAAUUCCGCCCGGCAGAAGUUGAAGCUCCUCGAGAAAAACUACGAGAUGAACCUGGAGAAGUUCAAAUUGGACUUCGAGGAGAAAAUGCGGCUGAAGGUCGAGGAAACGCGACAGAAGUGCAAGCAGCUGCACGAGAUCGAGUUGGCGGAGACCGACGAGAAGCUUUUCGCCAAGGAGAAGGAGAUGCGGAAGGAGUUCGAGAAGGCACUGGAGAAGCAGUUGGAGAAGCAUUUGGAAAUCAAGGAAACGGACAUGAAAGCGAUGAAGCUCGAGUUCGAGCUAUCCCGAGUAAAAAUGCCCUCACACCAGAGUCAAGAUGGGAAAUCUGCUACACAAAUCCGUGCACUUUGGCUGUCGUGCAUGACAAGUUUGGGCUCGCAAUGCCAAUGUAGUAGUCUCGUAUAGCUAGGGCAGCAGCAUCACAGAUCCAGUUUGUCGCGCUGGUUCGAGCAUGACAAAUCUCAAAUCACCUCUAGAAAACGCCUCGCAUGAGCCUCCGCAUGAGAAACAUUUUAAGCAUGCAGAUUUGCAUUACAACUCGCGGGUGGGGACGUUUUUACACAGGAUACGAGCGGCAGUUGAAGGACAUCGAAAAGAAGUACGACGACCAAACCUUUCUGAAAUUGAAGAAGUGGGAGGAGGAAAAGAAACUGAACGAAAAAAACGCGAGUUACGAAAAAUACGAGCUGGAGCAGCUGUGGGCGGACAAGGUGAACCUGUUGCAGGAGGAAAUGCAGGCGGUGUUGGAAAACGCAAAGCACUACGAGGCGAAGAUCAAGCUGGUUGACGCCACCUGGCGGGCCUGCUACCGCCAGGUGAAACAUUUGCGGUGUGUGCAGGAAGCAUUCCGGCCCGCGUUGAGGAAACAAUUCGGAGGUGGUGGUAAUCGGAAGGAACAGCAGACGCCGGGAGGAGGACACCAGGGGUUUCAGCAUCACAGCCAGCAGCCAGCAUCUAUGUCGCGAAACAGUUCUUCCAAUCGACAUUUGUCAGUAGCGGGCGCUGGUGGUACUGCGAGCUCGGCGUCCUCCAACUACGCGAAUUCACGCUCCUUUCAACAAGUCCACGACGCAGUCUCCUUCGCAGAGGAAAAUGAUGAGUUUGGUAUGGACCACCUGAGCGCGAGAAAUAGCAGACCCUCUGCCGGGCAGGUAGCAGCGUCGACGGCGCCCGGAAAUAAACCUUCUGUGGCUACAGCUAGCCAUGAAAUCCGCAGCGGUCCGACGCUUUUGCAAGUAGAUGACUUUGAUGUCAUGACGGGAAAUCACAAUCUCAAUCAGCAGAAGCAGUGGCAGAGUCUGAGUGGCAAGAUGGCGGCGACGACGAAAAACUCCGACUCUCGCCGGUCCUUCACGCCGAGCAGAAGAGACCUCCAGGGAGCGCCGUCGAUGUCUAUGGGCCAGAGCAACAUCACCUCGUCAGCUAACAACUCUGGUCAGAGCCGUUCGGGUUCGGUGAACCGCAGCCGACCGGUUUCGGUAGCCGAAAAGACGACUGCAAUCAGUAGCAUUCGGAGAUCCGCUAGCCUGCGACUGCACUCCACCAAUUCGGCGCGGUGAUGGACGGGAGGUUUUCGCAUUGGGGGUGUUGAUGUAUGAUGGUCGAUCUCGUGGUGUGUUGUGAUCUUUUUAAUAUGGCUUUUCAAUCUACUUUGAGAGCACUUCAUAUUUUCUACAUGUACGAUUGCUCAAAUGUUGCUGCAUUACCAGCAUUUUGAUUUUCAUUUUCUAAGUUAGAUUAGUGCAUGCCCAGUGACCUACGUAUGUAAUCAUGAAUACGACAGAGAAAUAAAGCUACUUCCGUGAUAGUGUAAGCUCAAGCUGCGAACUUACCUAGUGACUACGAGAAGCUGAAACAUGAAUAUAAUCAAAAGACGCGAUACAUGUAUCGACGUGGAAGCAAGAUCAAGACUCAAGUUGGAAGACAGAGAAGCUAGAGUUCCGCCUACUCCCAGCCGGCGGCAUUUGUGACAUAGGUAGAGUGCUUGCCUAAGUGUAGUCGGAUCACAAUGAAUACUGGGCGUUGCCCCACCACACCCCGACGAAGAGCAUGUGGCAAACGAGCACUUCUGCCGUAUUCGCCGAUGUUUGUUCGCUAACAACCGCCGAACAGUCGGAAGUAGGAGACCACCGGCGCCGCUAUUCUUUUUAUUAGCCUUCCGCUCGCGAGUCACUAUAUAUUUUCU